Scomber scombrus (Atlantic mackerel) is the source of this 1089-nucleotide messenger RNA. It is a transcript of the gene sco2, whose product is annotated as protein SCO2 homolog, mitochondrial. NCBI's taxonomy places the organism in Eukaryota, Metazoa, Chordata, Actinopteri, Scombriformes, Scombridae. Gene Ontology annotation, molecular function: copper ion binding; copper chaperone activity. The transcript has 2 exons. The coding region runs from base 40 to 900 and encodes 286 amino acids. Gene Ontology annotation, biological process: mitochondrial respiratory chain complex IV assembly; intracellular copper ion homeostasis. The record is from RefSeq and is a predicted model, not a curated record. Gene Ontology annotation, cellular component: mitochondrial inner membrane.
GUCACCUGGUGAAGAUCAGACAGGACGUUGGCGUCGAGGAUGUUGGGGCUCAGGUGCAUCGUGGGUAAUCUGCGUGGAGGAGGAAGACUCCUGAGAAGUCUUCCUCGCCUACAGAAGACGUUUGUCUCCAUGCCGCCUCCGACGUCAGAGUGUCAACACGCCAGACUUCUUCAUCAUCGUCAUCAUCGUCUUCCCGUCCUGACCCAGAGGAACUUCCUGUCUCAGGGUCCGGACGCGUCGGUGCGCUCGGCGAGGAUGAAGCUGCGGACUCGGGCGGCGGUGACGCUGCUGUUCGGCGGCGGGCUGCUGGCCGUGUGGUGGUACGUGGACUCGGAGAAGCAGAAGCGGCGGCGGCAGCAGCGCGUGGAGCAGCUGCAGCGCGCCGCUCUGGGUCACGGUAACUUCAGCCUGAUGGACCACCACGGCCAGCGCCGGACCAAGCGGGACUUCCUGGGCAGCUGGGUGUUGCUGUACUUCGGCUUCACGCACUGUCCCGACAUUUGUCCCGACGAGCUGGACAAGCUGAGCGCUGUGGUGUCGGCGCUGGACCGCGACGCCUCGCUGCCGCCGGUGCAGCCCGUCUUCAUCACCGUGGACCCCGAGCGCGACGACGUGCCGGCGCUGGAACGCUACGUCAAAGACUUCCACCCCCGCCUGGUGGCGCUGACGGGAACGCCAGAGGAGGUGAAAGACGCGGGUCGGGACUACAGAGUGUACGCCAGCCCCGGGCCGAAGGACGAGGACGGAGACUACAUCGUGGACCACACGAUCCUGAUCUACCUGGUGACUCCGGACGGUUUGUUCCUGGAUUAUUACAACAGGAUGAAGAACGAGGAGCAGAUCACUGAGAGCGUCCGGAACCACAUCAACUCCUACACACCCACAUCUGACCAGAACUGAACUGUUUCACUCAGUCGACUCAAACAUUGGAAAUAUAUUUAUAUAUAAAAUAUAUUUAUGACUCCGUUUCUCUGGAGGAAAAAAACUGUGGCUGAAAAUCGUCUCGAAUGUCUCUGAAAUUAAAACUUGUGAAUCUUUAAAGUUUUUCUUUUUUUUUUUUUACAGAAUUUCAUGUUUUUGAUGUUAAAG